AUGCAUCCCACCCGCCGAUCGUUGCUGGGGAGCACAGCCCGGGCAGGGCCUCGCUCCUUUGCUCCGGAAGGCUUUAAUUUGCACACUCGCCCGCCCGCCGCCGGGUGGGUCCGAGACCCCGAGGCUCGCAGCGAGGUCCCCGCCCCGCCGCGCAGCCUCCCGGCCUCGGGCCCCCAAUCGCGGCCGGAGACCCGAGCCUCCCCGCGGGCGGGCGGCGCCCUCCUCCGCCGCCCGUCCCUCCGCUCUCCGCCGCUGUGCCCACCCCUGCCCGCAGAGCGCUGCUCGCCCCGGCCGGCCGCACUCAGUUACCUGCUCCGCGCGGUGAGCACGUGCGGGGGGCCGGCCGACACCCCAGCUUCGCCGGAGGCCCGCGCCCCUGGCCCGCAGGUGCAGAGAUUGUGGGCAGACUAUGUAAUCGCCGCCCGCCGAGGGGGAAGAGGAGGGAUCGGCGCUCUCCGGCGGCGGCGGCGCGGCUCGGCUAGGCGGAGUUUCGCGGCGGCGGCGGCGACUGCGCCCGGCUUUCGCCCGCGGGCGACGAGGUCGCUCUGUCCAGCCCGGCGGCGGCGGCGGCGAGUGCGACCCCGGGCGUCCCCGAGGCGUGCAGGGCAGCGAGCGCACUCUCUUGACCCCUCGGCACCGCACCGGCGGCAGCGUCCAGCCAGCAUGGAGAAGGACGGCCUGAGCCGCGCCGACCAGCAGUACGAGUGCGUGGCGGAGAUCGGCGAGGGCGCCUACGGGAAGGUGUUCAAGGCCCGCGACCUGAAGAACGGCGGCCGCUUCGUGGCCCUGAAGCGCGUGCGAGUGCAGACGGGCGAGGAGGGCAUGCCGCUCUCCACCAUCCGCGAGGUGGCGGUGCUGAGGCACCUGGAGACCUUCGAGCACCCCAACGUGGUCAGGUUAUUUGAUGUGUGCACAGUGUCACAGACAGACAGAGAGACCAAGCUUACACUAGUGUUUGAGCACGUUGAUCAAGACUUGACCACUUACUUGGAUAAAGUUCCGGAGCCUGGAGUCCCCACAGAAACCAUAAAGGUCCACCUGUUCCUGUCUGAUGAUGAUAUUUGCAUAGAAAGCUUG
Mesocricetus auratus (golden hamster) is the source of this 1077-nucleotide messenger RNA. Its product is annotated as cyclin-dependent kinase 12-like. Gene Ontology annotation, biological process: G1/S transition of mitotic cell cycle; regulation of G2/M transition of mitotic cell cycle; regulation of gene expression. The annotation marks the transcript as partial. NCBI's taxonomy places the organism in Eukaryota, Metazoa, Chordata, Mammalia, Rodentia, Cricetidae. The record is from RefSeq and is a predicted model, not a curated record. Gene Ontology annotation, molecular function: ATP binding; cyclin binding; cyclin-dependent protein serine/threonine kinase activity. The transcript has 5 exons. Gene Ontology annotation, cellular component: cyclin-dependent protein kinase holoenzyme complex; nucleus; cytoplasm.